UGUCCCUUCUGUCCCUCUGCUGCCCCAGCCAUGGAAGGACAGGCCUGCGGAAGCAAAGGCCUUCUAGAGAAGCCCCUCCCUGCCCUGGCCACCCCGAGUUUGUCCUCUCUGGGCGCUGUCUUCAUCCUCCUGAAGUCUGCGCUGGGGGCCGGCCUGCUCAACUUCCCCUGGGCCUUCCACAAGGCGGGGGGUGUGGUGCCAACCUUCCUGGUGGAGCUGGUCUCCUUGGUCUUCCUGAUCAGCGGGCUGGUCAUCCUGGGCUAUGCAGCCUCUGUCAGCGGCCAGGACACCUACCAGGGCGUGGUCCGAGGACUGUGUGGCCCUGCCAUGGGCAAGCUAUGCGAGGCCUGCUUCCUCACCAAUCUGCUCGUGAUUUCCGUGGCCUUCCUCAGGGUGAUUGGGGACCAGCUGGAGAAGUUGUGUGACUCCCUCUUGUCCAGCGGCCCACAGCCCUGGUACGCCACCCAGCGCUUCACACUGCCCCUGCUGUCCAUGCUGGUCAUCCUGCCCCUGUCAGCACCUCGGGAGAUCGCCUUCCAGAAGUACACCAGCAUCCUCGGCACCUUGGCGGCCUGCUACCUGGCCCUGGUCAUCACAGUGCAGUAUUACCUCCAGCCCCAGGGCCUCCUGCGUGAAUCACAUCCUUCACUGAGCUCUUACUCCUGGACCUCUGUGUUUAGUGUCUUCCCCACCAUCUGCUUUGGAUUUCAGUGUCACGAAGCCGCCGUGUCCAUCUUCUGCAGCAUGCACAGGCGGAGCCUCUCCCACUGGGCCCUGCUGUCCGUGCUGUCCCUGCUGUCCUGCUUCCUUGUCUACUCUCUGACGGGGGUUUAUGGCUUCCUGACCUUUGGGACGGAAGUUUCUGCUGACAUCCUGAUGUCAUACCCAGGCAAUGAUGUGCCCAUCAUUGUUGCUCGUGUCCUCUUUGCUGUCUCUAUUGUGACUGUCUACCCCAUCGUGCUCUUCCUGGGAAGGUCUGUGAUGCAGGACUUCUGGAAGAGGAACUGGGGUACAUGGGGGCCUGCGGUGUUGGCUGACCCCUCAGGGCCAUGGGUCCGGUUGCCACUGACCAUCCUAUGGGUGGUGGUGACGCUGGCCAUGGCUCUGUUCCUACCUGACCUCAGCAAGAUCAUCAGCAUCAUUGGUGGCAUCAGUGCCUUCUUCAUCUUCAUCUUUCCGGGUUUAUGCCUCAUUUGUGCUGUGGGUGUUGAUCCCAUAGGACCACGAGUCAAGUGCUGCCUGGAGGUGUGGGGCGUGCUGUCCGUGCUGAUUGGCACCUUCAUCUUCGGGCAGAGCACAGGGGAGGCUCUCCUGGAGCUGCUGUAG
Messenger RNA from Castor canadensis (American beaver), 1326 nucleotides. It is a transcript of the gene Slc38a8, whose product is annotated as solute carrier family 38 member 8. Gene Ontology annotation, cellular component: membrane. The record is from RefSeq and is a predicted model, not a curated record. NCBI's taxonomy places the organism in Eukaryota, Metazoa, Chordata, Mammalia, Rodentia, Castoridae. Gene Ontology annotation, molecular function: L-amino acid transmembrane transporter activity. Gene Ontology annotation, biological process: amino acid transmembrane transport.